This is a messenger RNA of Syngnathus acus (greater pipefish), 1442 nucleotides long. RefSeq names its product ras-related protein Rab-15-like. Gene Ontology annotation, molecular function: GTPase activity; GTP binding. NCBI's taxonomy places the organism in Eukaryota, Metazoa, Chordata, Actinopteri, Syngnathiformes, Syngnathidae. The coding region runs from base 106 to 744 and encodes 212 amino acids. The transcript is spliced from 7 exons. The record is from RefSeq and is a predicted model, not a curated record.
AUCUGACGCGUGUAGGCAGCGUAAUUGGCGAGUACGUCAGGUAAAUGCAAAACAUGGAGGAGUCAUUCCCUGACAAUUAAAAGUUAUUUUUUUAAACAGUCGAUCAUGGCUAAGCAGUACGAUAUUUUGUUCCGGAUUCUCCUACUCGGGGAUUCAGGUGUCGGCAAGACGUGUAUGCUGCGUCGCUUCACGGACAAAGAGUUCGAUACAGGACAUAUCUCCACCAUCGGUGUGGACUUUAAAAUGAAAACUCUAGAAAUAGAUGGAAUCAAGGUGCGGGUACAAAUAUGGGACACCGCCGGUCAGGAACGCUAUCAGACUAUUACCAAACAGUACUACAGGCGUGCACAGGGUAUCAUCUUUGUUUAUGACAUCACCAGCGAGUCCUCCUUUCAGCACAUCGUCAAGUGGGCCACCGACGUUGACGAGUACGCACCGGAAAAAGUGCAGAGGAUUUUGGUAGGAAACAAAUCAGACGAAGAGCCCAGGAGGCGAGUGACGAGGGAGGAAGGAAGCAAGCUGGCGGAAAGGUACGGAAUGGAUUUCUUUGAAACCAGCGCGUCCACGAGUCACAACAUCGAAAAGUCAUUCAAUCGAGUGACAGAACUGGUGCUGCAGGCUCACAAGAGAGACGUGGACAACCUGCUGGGAUCUCUGGAUGAUUAUUUAAACAAGGCCGGGUUGGACGAAAACGGUCAAGAUAAUAGCAUUCGGAGAGUUUGUGCCUGUGCCAGAAUGUUUUAAAUUAACAUUUUGUUUACGCUCUUAAUUUAAUUCACCAAUUUUUUUUUUGGGGGACCUGCCAACAGAAGGCAGUAAUAUAUCACAUCUACUUUCCCUACUUUUCAUCCUGUUGCUUUCUAAUCUUAUUUAUAGUUUGUUAAUUUAUAAUGCAUUGUUCGGGUGUAAAGUGAGAGGAAGGCUAUUAAUUAUUUAAACCUUGAAACUUGACGCUUCAUUCAUUUCCAUGUGAUCCCCUUUGUAUGUUUAUUCUGUUUCUGAAAGCAGUACAGUGAACUCCUGUUCGAACCAUAAAUCGGAAAAGUCCGUGAGUAAUUGAUGCCCAACCCAAAAAUGUUUGCCAUUGUUUACAGACGCUGAUGGAACAAAUAUUUUUUUUUCCUGGCUUGAUUAAAUGAAGUGCUUCCCCUUCACUUCAACAUUGUCACCAACAUACCUCAAGAAUGUGCCAAUGGUGACAUUUUUAUACUAAACACAAAUUUGGGAAAACAGCAAUUAGGUGAGUUUUACAACAAAUAAUAGAGGAUGGGUUCUACAAAAAAAAUCCAAUGCAGAGGUUCACUGUACAGUACCAACGUGAAAAUGUUCGGCACAGCACUUAAGACUCUUGAAAUUCUAUUAAGUUUCAGAUGCCAUUUUACCUGAAUGUUUUUAUUAAAGUGCCAUGAAAGACAUCCAAGAAUGAAAUAAAUGUUGAAGAA